AUGCUCAAACCACAGGCCAAUUCAACCAGAGAUGUCGUUUCUUUGGACGGCAUCUGGAACUUUGCAAUUGCAUCAUCACCCGACAUUGAAGCAGACGCACCAUGGUCUAAGCUCAUCUCGCCAAAGCUUCAAGUGCCCGUACCCGCCAGCUACAACGACAUCUUUGCAGAUGAAAAGAUUCGCAGUCACGUUGGAUGGGUGUACUAUCAGCGUCAAGUCACAGUACCUCGCGGCUGGUCGCCUGAGAAUCAGAGAUAUUUCUUGCGAUUUGACGCAGCAACCCAUCGCGGCCGUGUCUACGUAAAUGACAAGCUAGUCGCCGACCAUGUUGGCGGAUACACCCCUUUCGAAGCAGACAUCACUAGCAUCAUCAAACCCGGUGAGAGAUUCCGCUUGACUGUGGCCGUGAGUAACGAGCUGAGCUGGGAGACGAUUCCUCCCGGCAAAAUCCAGACCCUUGCCAACGGCAAGCGGAAGCAGAACUAUCAGCAUGAUUUCUUCAACUAUUCCGGGCUAGCACGGUCGGUGUAUUUGUGUUCGAAGCCGGCGGUAUCCAUCAUCGACAUCACCGUCGUAACGGACAUCUUUGAGUCGAGAGCAGGCAAAGUUCAAUACAAGGUUGAGACUUCGCAUCCGGUGGAGGAUGACAAAGUCAAGAUCUCUGUUCUUGACGAGGAGGGGUUGACCGUGGCUCAGGCAAAUGGGACAAAAGAUGAGCUGACGAUCAACUCGGCGCAUCUGUGGCAACCCGGCGCGGCGUAUCUGUACCAACUCCGUGUGGAGAUACUAUCAGACUCCGACAAAGAUGAGGUUCUCGAUACCUACGAACUUCCCUUCGGCAUCCGCACAAUCUCGGUCAAGGGAAAUCAGUUCCUCAUCAACGGCAAGCCCUUUUACUUCACCGGCUUCGGCAAGCAUGAAGACUCGCCAAUCCGCGGCAAGGGCUUCGAUCCGGCCUACAUGAUUCACGAUUUCCAUCUCAUGCGCUGGAUGGGAGCCAACUCGUUCCGGACAGCUCACUACCCCUACGCCGAAGAGGUCCUCGACUACGCCGACCGACACGGAAUCGUCGUCAUCAACGAGACUCCGGCGGUGGGUAUCAACCUCGGCAUCAUUGCUGGCGUCUUUGGACUCAAGGCGCCUCCCACUUUUGCCCCCGAUGCGUGCAACGAGAAGACGCAGGCGGCGCAUGACCAGGCUAUCAGAGAGCUUGUGGCGCGAGACAAGAACCAUCCGUCGGUGGUGAUGUGGACAGUUACCAACGAGCCUGCGUCGGCGGAGCCCGGUGCAAGGGAGUAUCUCGAGCCGCUAGUCUCAUUGACGCGCGAGCUGGACCCGACGAGACCGGUCUGCUUCGCGAACAUGGGGUUCGCUACGUUCGAGAAGGACCUCGUGACAGACUUGUUCGACGUCAUCUGCCUGAACCGCUACUACGGAUGGUACUCUCAGACAGGCGAUCUAGAAGAGGCGGAGCAGGUAUUGGAGAAGGACCUGCUUGGAUGGCAGGCCAAGUAUGGUAAGCCCAUGAUCAUGACAGAGUACGGCGCCGAAGCUGUGGCGGGGCUACACGCCGUAUGUGACGUCCCCUGGAGCGAGGAGUACCAAGGCAAGUUUCUCGAAAUGUUCCACCGAGUAUUUGAUCGUGUUGAGACCGUUGUUGGAGAGCACGUUUGGAACUUUGCGGAUUUCCAGACGACAUCGAGUAUCACUCGGGUGGAUGGAAACAAGAAGGGCGUUUUCACACGGGACAGAAAGCCAAAGGGGUCUGUACAGGUUUUGAAAGCACGAUGGACAGCUAAGCAAGCGGAAGAUAGUGUACGGGCAGCUAAUAUACCCGAUGGUCCGUUCCAAGUCCGCUGCGGUGCUGCCUCCGUCGGCCCCACACGGAGCCGAGGGGCAGCCGAGGCACCCCGCAUCUUAUCCCAAGCCCAAGACUACAAGAACAGUUCAACUCAAGUUCAUGAGAGGGCUGUAAUUGACUGGUUUUACAUUUCUACGCUGGCAUUAUUCCAAUUGCAAAACUUUACCGUGAACAUGGCACGCCUUCCGUACCCCGAUGUCAACGGAACUCCCCUCAACAUCUCCAAGCUUCUCGCACAUAGCCCAGCCACUGUCAACCAUUGGUCAAAAAUCGCAGGCGCUCACUUCAAAGAUCUUGAGUUAUCCUCCAAGAACCGGGAGUUAGUCAUUCUUCUCAGUACAGCAAAGUUCCGGUCCACCUACGAGUGGACGCAUCACAGCACAGUCUCCGCCAAGGAGGGUGUCACUGACGCCCAGCGCGAAGUGAUUGCUCAGGCUGGAAGACAGAAGGGAUACUUCUCUUCUCAAGGGAAACUAGAAGCUCUUGCAGAAUUGUUCACGUCAAAGGAAAAAGCCCUCCUAUUGUUUAUCGAGGCCGUUAUUGACGGGCCAGAGGUUGCGGAUGAGCUAUGGACGAAAGCCAAGACUGAGUUUUCUGACCGAGAAGUCGUGGAAAUGAUUACUCUGCAGGGUUUCUACUACACCUUUUCACGCCUCACAACCGUCUUGAAUGUAGAAUUGGAGCCCUUCGCCAAGCCAUCUAAGCUUUGA
Colletotrichum paranaense is the source of this 2571-nucleotide messenger RNA. RefSeq names its product beta-glucuronidase. Gene Ontology annotation, biological process: glucuronoside catabolic process; carbohydrate metabolic process. Lineage: Eukaryota; Fungi; Ascomycota; Sordariomycetes; Glomerellales; Glomerellaceae. The transcript has 4 exons. Bases 1 to 2571 code for a protein of 856 amino acids. Gene Ontology annotation, molecular function: carbohydrate binding; beta-glucuronidase activity. The record is from RefSeq and is a predicted model, not a curated record.